UCCUAUGCUUUCCCUUAGGCAGACCAUGCCCAUGAGUUGAGUUGCCUGGCUGGACCAGACUUUGACCCCAAGUUCAGAAAUAAUUCAGUUGCCGUGCCAUGAACCACACAGAAUGGCAGGGAGUAGCAAAGGUCAAAGAUACAGCCUCCCCCACAUGCCACAUGGCCUGCAAAAGAAAGCAACACUAACAAAUAAUUCAGUGCCUGAUCUCCUCCCUUUUCUAAUCCAUCUCUUGCUGCAUGUGUGCUAAGCUUCUUUAUCCUGCUUUACACCCAUGAUCAGGCAGACAAGAUCUGGUGCUAUAUACCAGCUAGUGCCCCUCUGAUUCCCGGAAAGCCACCACUGUUAACAACACACUCACCCCCAGCUAGCCUCCUAGUGCUCAGUAACCUCCUGGCCUCUCCAUUGGCUUGGCUCCCCUGGGUGCUGUUGCUGUGAAGGUGAUGGUGACACUGAUUGCAAAGCAAAAAAACUAUGCAAGUUAACACCAAUGAAAGCCUUACCUUGGCUGCAAUCUUGCUGCCCUGCCUCUGCCUUAGCCUAUAUAUACUGCUUCCAGUUCAGCACGGCAGAAACUUACUCUUACAUUGUCGCUGAGCUAGAGUUACAGCGCUCCGUGGCCUUUGAUUUUGUAGACGAGAGAGAACAGAUUUCACCUGGGAUUGGGAUUUGGGAAGGAAGAGUCGGCGUCAGAGGAGAGGAUCACAAGUUCACGAGUGAAUGAAGACAGUUAAAGCAAGCAUGCAAGAAGGGUACGUGUACGUGUACUCGCGGAGGGCGCUGCUGCUGGCUCCGCUGCACAGCUACGGGGAGAAUGCGGCGGCGAGCCAGGUGGUGGCCGGGCAGCAGGAAGCCCCGGCGAGCGACGGCGUCAGGAGCGGGGGUGGGAGCAGCAGCAGCAGCAGCAGCAGCAGCAGCAGCUUCGACGCGAACGUGGUCAUGAUCCUGGCCGUGCUCCUGUGCGCGCUCAUCUGCGCGCUGGGGCUCAACUCCAUCGUGCGGUGCGCGCUCCGGUGCACCAGCCGGACGUCGCCCGGCGGCGGGGCGCAGCGGCAGCCGGCCGCGGGGGCGGGGGAGCCGGGGCUGUCGGUGGUGCGGCUCGCGCAGGCCGGGGCGCGGCGGAAGGCGCUGCGCGCGAUGCCGACGCUGGUGUACUCGCCGGGGAUGCUGCCGCUGCAGGCAGCCGGCGGCGGCGGGCCCGUGUGCGCCAUCUGCCUGGCCGAGCUGGAGCCCGGGGAGCGCGUGCGGGUGCUACCCAAGUGCAACCACGGCUUCCACGUCCGCUGCGUCGACCGCUGGCUGCUGGUGCGGUCCACGUGCCCGACGUGCAGGCAGCCGCUGUUCGGCGCACCGCACAAGGGCUCCGGCUGCACCGACGAUGCCGGCGCCGGCGCCGAGCCGCCGGUGCGGGCGUUCCUCGUGCCGCUCCGGCCGGACGGUUUCAUCACGCCGUACGAUUUUUAGACUACGAUAGUCGACAAUCUUUGAAUUGUAGAGAGUAUACAAGGCUACAAGCAUUACAAGCAUGGGCACCGAUCACUGCAUUCUACGUUGUACGGUCUUUAAUUUGUAGUACAAAGCAGUUUUUUUUGCGUUAAUGAGCCUGCCACACAGAGAUAUACUUUCUGUCUCAAAUUA
This is a messenger RNA of Sorghum bicolor (sorghum), 1638 nucleotides long. Its product is annotated as RING-H2 finger protein ATL74. The coding region runs from base 721 to 1464 and encodes 247 amino acids. Lineage: Eukaryota; Viridiplantae; Streptophyta; Magnoliopsida; Poales; Poaceae. The transcript has a single exon. Gene Ontology annotation, biological process: protein ubiquitination. The record is from RefSeq and is a predicted model, not a curated record. Gene Ontology annotation, molecular function: transferase activity.